UUCUAUCUUCUGGAAGAUUCUGUUUGAAUAUUCUUGAUAACAAACGUGAGUGAGUGCACGUUCGGCAGAACAAGCUUUAGUUAUUAGCCUUUCCUACUCACUUCUUAAUCGUAUUUAAUAUUUCCGAUCGUGCCAAGCAGACACACUUUUCCCAAACUCUGCAUUUCUCACUUCGGACCUCUCCAAUCACUCUUUGAUCUCGGAGUUGAUUGUUUCCUUCAUUUAGGAUUAUACAACAUUACUAGAUCUCCUUUUUAAGCCCUUUUCGUCAAGUCAAUGCCUUCGGCUUCCAUAGCUUCGCGCAGCAGUGGUUGUAGCUCCACCCUAUUUCCUAUUGUAGAUAAUCCUUUCGGUUUUACUUCACAAUCCCACAUUUGACAACAACUGCAACGAUUUUUGCUGAAAACGCUUCUAUAAUUUCCUAAUUCCUUGGGUUCGAUCACUGGAUUGCUAAAUAAUAGUUUCGAUAUUUAUUUUUUAGCUGCUUAACUCCGAUGUUGUCACUACCAAGUUGCAAACUCAAAUGAACAUGUCAGAAGUAGGCGUUUCGCUCUUAUAGCUACAAAUUUCUCGCAUGUACCUUCUAGAAGUGACUGAGUGGUGUCCUAUAAUUGACUUGUGUAAUAGACUUUGACAGUUCACUUCAAUCAGCUGAUAAUAAAAGAAUCAUUUGCGUACCUGAUGCCACCUUGUUGAAAUUGUUUGGAACCUUGAGGCAAAAUCACUCGAGAACAACAAAGUUUAACCACAAUAUCUUUGAUUCAGUAUUAAAAGAAGAAAUGCGGUACGCGCAAGUUGUGAUUGGUCCGGCCGGAAGUGGUAAAUCCACUUACUGUGCAUAUAUGCAGCGUCACGCUCAAGAUUCAAAACGUGUAAUUGAUGUAGUUAACUUAGACCCAGCGGCAGAACAUUUUGACUACCAACCAUUGGUUGACAUUCGCGAUUUAAUUCAACUGGACGAUGCUAUGGAAGAUGAAGAACUACAUUAUGGACCGAACGGCGGAUUGGUAUUUUGCUUGGAAUAUCUAAUACAAAACCAAGAUUGGUUAAAAGCCCAAUUGUGCGGUGCUGAUGAUUCUGAUAAUGAAAUAGGUGGAGAACCUGAUGACGACUACAUAUUAUUCGAUAUGCCAGGUCAAAUAGAACUUUUUACACAUUUAUCGAUGGGCAAACAGCUUGUUCAGUUGCUGGAAUCCUGGAAUUUCCGAAUAUGUACGGUGUUUCUUGUCGAUUCUCAAUUUAUGGUUGAUGGUGCUAAGUUCCUGUCGGGUACAAUGGCUGCUCUCAGCGUCAUGGCAAAUUUGGAAAUGCCACACAUAAAUGUUUUAAGUAAAAUGGAUUUACUCAGUAAAACAGCUCGAAAGCAGCUUGAUAACUAUUUAGAUCCCGAUCCAAAAGCAUUACUAGGAGAUGUCACUCAAGAAUCAUCCUGGGGACGUACGUAUCGUAAACUGUCAGAAGCAAUUGGAAGUUUAAUAGAAGACUUCAGCCUAGUUAGAUUUGUUCCGUUAAAUAUUGAUGAUGAGGAAAGUAUACAAGACUUGCUUCUUCAAAUAGACAACGUUAUACAAUACGGGGAAGAUGCUGACGUUAAGAUACGAGAUUUCGACCCACCAGAAGAGGAAGAUGAGCCAUGUGUGGAAUCAAAUAUCAUUUAAUUAAAUAAAACCUUAAUUAAAAAAAUA
Messenger RNA from Ceratitis capitata (Mediterranean fruit fly), 1685 nucleotides. RefSeq names its product GPN-loop GTPase 3. Gene Ontology annotation, molecular function: GTPase activity. The transcript has 3 exons. Bases 780 to 1658 code for a protein of 292 amino acids. The record is from RefSeq and is a predicted model, not a curated record. NCBI's taxonomy places the organism in Eukaryota, Metazoa, Arthropoda, Insecta, Diptera, Tephritidae.